Temnothorax curvispinosus is the source of this 4818-nucleotide messenger RNA. RefSeq names its product protein mesh (gene mesh). Lineage: Eukaryota; Metazoa; Arthropoda; Insecta; Hymenoptera; Formicidae. The transcript is spliced from 14 exons. Gene Ontology annotation, biological process: cell-matrix adhesion. Bases 78 to 4109 code for a protein of 1343 amino acids. The record is from RefSeq and is a predicted model, not a curated record.
GACCUGUUACCUGGAUUCGAGUUCAGUCUCGUCGUGCGUAUUAAAGUAAUUAGUUGGUGUAUCACUGCUUCACGAAAAUGCGAUCUCGAGCGUCGUGGAAGAAGCUCGAUUGCAUUUUCGCAUUACCGAAAUGGAUCCUCCUUCUCGCCUGUCUCAUUGCAUUAACACCACGUGGCAUUAACGCGCAAAAUAAAAACGAGACGUUCGAAAGUGCAUUCGGAUUGAAUUUACCCGAAUCGAUCGAGAACGAAAGUACGGAGGAGAACUCCAGUUUGCCGCCGCAAACGAAGGAGGCUCCUCUCGAGCUUGAAGAUCUCGCCGUGGAGGAGAAAGAUUUAACUUCCGUUGAGAAGAAAGACGACGUGGAAAGUCCGGUGCAAGUUUUGCCGGAGGUUGAAAAUGCUUUCGCAGCAAAAGGCGAGACCGGGGCGGAUUCGUUCUCCGUUCAAAAAGCUUCCGGUAGAACGGGGCAAGAAAAGUCUGGAAAAUAUGUAAGAUACGAUUCGAAUUUACCCGACGCCUACAGGUUCGCACCUCGUCCGGAUGACGAUCAACCUUUUUAUAAACUUGAUGAUAACAGGUUGAAAUUGAUUCGAUCGGAGUUUAUGUAUUGGUACUUCGAUAAGGGUGGCAACGAUGAAAAGGGCGAUUACCAAUCGGCUCUGCAGGCGACAAAUCUGCAGAUCCAUAAAAAUCUAAAUUUUCAAUUGCCCUUCUUCGGUUUUAGAUUCAACUACACAAGAUUAACUGUUAAUGGGUACUUGGAGUUUAGCGAUCCGCCGGAGCAUCUUACGUACCCUCUUGUCUUUCCCAUUAAAGACUGGCCUAAAAAGAAUGAUCCUAGCUUCAUUGGCAUUUUUUUCAGUAAAUGUCGCAUAGGAUUGAUAAGAGAAAAUGAUAUCGAUCGCAGGAAACCGGGGGUGUACUUCAGGCUCGAGAGGGAUUUGCAAGGGAGAACCGAUCAGUUCGGCGUGGAGAUGCGAGAGCGUGUCAUGUGGGACAUCCGCGAGGGUGUUGUCGGCGCCGAUUCGUUCAUCCCCAAACACGCUCUUAUUGCAACCUGGAAGAAUAUGUCUUUCACAGGUGGUAUCGACCAGUCUCUUCACAGAACCAACACGUUCCAGCUGGUCUUGGCCACCGACGAGGUCUUCACUUACGCUAUUUUCAAUUAUCUCAAUAUUCAAUGGACGAGUCAUACCGAAGCGGGCGGUGAUACGACACAAGGCGAGAAUGGAGUCCCUGCAUAUGUGGGAUUUAACGCUGGAAACGGUACUCAGAGUUACGAGUAUAAGCCUUAUUCUCAAGCGACCACGAUCCGCGACUUAACGAGUAGGGGAUGGGCGAACGGUUUCCCGGGACGGCACAUUUUCAGGAUAGACGAAAAAAUAAUGCUGGGCACUUGCAAUAAGGACAUAGCUGGAGCUCAUCUGCCGCUGGUUUUCGCACCGGAGUCUGGGAACAUGUUGGGUGGCACCGUUGUCAACAUCACCGGGCCGUGUUUCAACGAGAGUCAGAAGAUCAAGUGCCGUUUUGAGAACGAGGUAGUGAUGGGCACGGUGAUAGACAGAAAUCGCGCGAUUUGCGUACAGCCGUUUUUGAAGUACGAAGGCUACAUACGGUUCUACGUCGCCAUCGACAGUGGCACUUACGAUUGGAAAGGAAAAUAUUUCGUCGAAACUCCCGCAACGGCGACAGAGAGGAUUUUCUUCACCGAUAAAGAGGCCGUUCACUUGAAGGACCCCGCGGAAAUAAAAAUCACAUGGAACGCGUACAAUUUAACUACCAAUUUGGGAGCGGGGAUACAUAUAUCGUUAUGGGGAUACAGGGAAACCAAGACAAGACCCGAGUUUGAACACAUAACAGUUCUGGAUAGCUCGUAUACCAAUGUUGGUAAUUACGUCAUCAAACCAGCCAAAUACCGAGACGCGUAUAAUCCGUAUCACUUGGACAUGGUGUUUGGUUUUAUUCAGAUCAACUUGACCGAACCGCACUUGUAUUCCGGACUGUCAAUAACGCCGAGCCUGUGGAGCAGGCCGAUUCCACUGGGUUGGUACUUUGGCCCACAAUGGGAACGGCAAUAUGGGUCGAAAUGGCCUCAGAAAGUCUGCGACAAAUGGAUUAUGCAUGAUCGGUAUCUCAAAAACUUUGCGGCUGAAGUAGCGCUUUGUCCUUGCAUCCUGGAUCACGCUUUGUACGACAAAGGUCGCUUCCUUCCGGAUCACAAUUGCGACAAGGAUUCGAAUAUAGACUGCUAUUAUAAUCAGUAUGCGUCUCACUGCGUGAGGACAGGUGCGCCCAACAUGGACGGUUCGGAGCAACAAUGUUGUUACGAUAAAAACGGUUAUCUGAUGCUGACUUAUGACCAGCAAUGGGGAUCGCGACCGCACCGAUCUCACAAUUUGGGCUUCUUCCCGUGGAAUGAGGCUAACAAAGUUCCGACUCUCUCGCAUUGGUGGCACGACGUGGUGCCUAUGUAUGCAUGUUGUCUCUGGCAGGAAGAACAGGCUGUCGGUUGCGAGACGUUCCGAUUCGAAAGAAGACCGUCACAGGAUUGCAUAGCCUAUCAAUCGCCGGGGGUGGCGACAGUAUUCGGCGAUCCUCACUUUGUGACGUUUGACGGUGUGGAGUACACCUUCAACGGCAAAGGCGAAUUCGUUCUAUUACGAGUAAACGAUAUCAGAGAUAAACUCGAUAUACAAGGUAGAUUCGAGCAAUUGCCGAACAACAUUUACGGUCAAGUGAUGGCGACGCAUCUCACCUCGAUAUCAGUGAGAGGUAAUAAUUCGGCUACCAUCGAGGUUCGUUUGAGACCUAAAGACGCACAAUGGCGAUAUCGGCUCGAUGUCUUCGCGGAUGGUCAAAGAAUAUACUUUGAUAGGCAAUCCUUAAAAUUCCAACAUUUCGCCGGGGUCGUCGUUUACACUCCUACAUAUAUUUUGAAUCAGAGCGAGGUCAUUAUUAUGCUCGACACUGGUGCUGGAGUAGAAGUCGUAGAGAACGAGGGGUUCCUAUCCGCUCGAACGUAUCUACCAUGGUCAUAUGUGAAUAAAACUAGAGGAUUGUUUGGCAUUUGGAAUUUUGACCGCAUAGAUGAUCUGACAAAUCCACACGGAUAUCAAGUCCCAAUUACUAGCGUGAAUCAUUCAGAGACCAUUCACAGAGAUUUCGCGAUACAUUGGAUGUUGGAAGACAAGGAGACCCAAAUGUUAGGAGCGGGUUUAUUCCACAGGGAGUUCGGUAGAACGGCGAGCUAUUAUGCUAAUCGCACGUUCGAGCCAGAAUUUCGAAAAUAUCCGAUGGAGAUACUCCCAGUGAAUAGGACGCAUGACAUAAACCGCGCGAUUGAUCUGUGCGGCGAAUCGUAUCAGUGUCAGUAUGAUUACACUAUGACGUUGAAUCGAGAUUUAGCGCACUUUACCCGAAAUUAUUACGAUACCUACACGCAAAUCCGAGCGUUGAAUAGUAAAGAAAUUGUAUCCUGCGGUAUACUGGAAACGCCACGGUUUGGUCGCAAGAGCAACUUUCUAUUUAUCCCGGGCACAAAAGUCAGCUUCGAAUGCAAUCAGGAUUUCAUAUUGAUCGGCGAUCAACGUCGAGUAUGCACGCCAGAGGGACAAUGGAACACCCCGGAAUACGGAUACACGGAAUGCCUUCGUCACAUCGAGUACGUUCAGCGUACAGCGUGGACCGUAAUGGGCAUUAUUUGCGCCGUGUUAAUACCCGUGGUGGCCUGCAUCGUCGGCGGCUUUAUUUAUGUAAGAAGGAACCACUCGCGGGAGAGUUCGAUGAAAUCUUGGCGUUAUUCCGAGCGCGAUUCUGGUAUCGACAAUGAAUCCACGUUGAGGCAGAACGCGCCGUUAAAGUCGUAUGACGAUAGGGCCAUUACUCCAAUUAGCGACACUAGCACAAUUGAAACUAAUAGCGGCACUAGGAAGCGCCGUAGUUAUGACAAAGUGUACCGCACCCACGAACCCUUACCCAACAGACCGAAUAUUGAUUUCGAGGAUAAAGAAUGGGAUCUGAAGGAUCCCAUUUCGCCCGCGGGGUCGGACUCGGGCACGGAUUCGAUUAGAAAAACAGGCAGCCCUACGAAAGAGAGCGACGUUUAGAUUAUGAUAUUCAUCUCUUAAUAUAGUACAUAACAGUUGUAGUAGAAACAAUAUAUUUUGAUAUAUUCUGCUCAGAUGAAACUGCUUUAUUUGCACGCGUCAUUUGAGUCAGUAUGUAUGUGUAUAUGUGACCAUGACAAUGUACCUUGAUUCCAAUUUCAAAUAAUAUACAUUUUGCACACAUAUAAAAUUUAUCUGUCGCAAUAUAUAUAUCUAUAUAUCGAGCAUAAAAUUAAUUUAACGCGCGAUUGAUCAAAAUCAAGUUUGAUCAAAGUUUAGCAUAAAAACAGCUGCUGCUGAUCAUUUCUUUUUAUAGAAGAUUUAGAUGAUAUUCCGAACAUAACUCCAUUAUCAUUUCCGUAUACGUUCAGUGCCGUUUUGGUGUUUUGUAGAUAAUAGAUAUAUUAUAUAUAUAUAUAUAUAUAUAUAUACUGUUCUUGCUGUGGAAUAGAAAUAGUUACACUAGUUACAGUAUUAAUUACAUUCAGAGUGCACAUAUUAUUUCACUUAUAUGUAUGUACAUAAUGACAACCUCUCAAUUAACAUAAUAAAUCAAACAUUAUGUGGCUCUAAGCAACGGUUAAAUGCAAUAGCAACUCUAUUUAACUGUAUAAUCGGUUUAUAUAAUUGCAACGCUAGUGCUUAAUCACAUAUACUUGUGUUCACGUAUUGUAAGAGUCUUAAUAAAAUUUUAUACAUCAUUAAACGA